This is a messenger RNA of Charadrius vociferus (killdeer), 852 nucleotides long. RefSeq names its product protein B4. The transcript is spliced from 5 exons. The coding region runs from base 1 to 852 and encodes 283 amino acids. Lineage: Eukaryota; Metazoa; Chordata; Aves; Charadriiformes; Charadriidae. Gene Ontology annotation, molecular function: nucleosomal DNA binding; double-stranded DNA binding. Gene Ontology annotation, biological process: chromosome condensation; nucleosome assembly; negative regulation of DNA recombination. Gene Ontology annotation, cellular component: nucleosome; nucleus. The record is from RefSeq and is a predicted model, not a curated record.
AUGGAACCUGAGCUGGCAGCUGAUGCUGCCGGCACAGCUCAGCUCCCGCAACCGCUGGCCCAGGGCUGGUGGCCCUCCCGCCCUUCCACCCUGCAUAUGGUCAUUGAGGCACUGCGGGCCCAGAAUGACACGAAGGGCACCUCGGUUGUCGCCAUCAAGCGGUUCAUCCUGUCCAAGUACCCCACCGUGGACCCCAUCCGCCUCAAGUACCUGCUGAAACAGGCACUGAGCAAGGGGCUGAGCCGUGGGGACCUGGUGCGGCCCCGCAACUCCUCGGCUGUGGGGGCCACCGGCCGCUUCAAGUUAGCCCCUGAGAAGCUGCGGCACAAGCAGCCGCUGGGCCUGGUGAGUUCCGAUGGAGGACAGGCCCCGAAGCCAGGUCGGAAAGGGACCACCAAGCCGCCCCAGGCCCCUGCAGCGAGUCCGCGGCAGCGAGCAGUGAAGGAGAAGCCGACAGCAGAGAAGGCAAAGCCGAGGGCGAAGCCCGCAGAUGCCCAGCCACCAGCAGCAGCAAAGCCCAGGAGCGACGGAGCAAAGCCCCUGCAGGCUGCCAGCCGCCGCCGGGCCCCCGGCAAAGGGCGUUCACAGCUCCCCAUGGGUCUGGCUGCUGAGGAUGCAGGAGGAGGUGGUGGCGAUGGUGACAGACCUGUGGGUGCUGGGGCAAAGGGGCCCCAAAAGGCCCCAGCAGGAAAGAGCAAGGGGAAGGCACCCCAGGGGGAACAGCAGGACAUCGCCAAGGCGAAGGGGGGUCGAGGCAAGGCGAGGAAGCCCCAGGCAGCCACAUCAGUCGGCCAGGGGGAGGCCGGGCUGCAGCGGGCAGCCCCCCAUGCAGCGGGCAGGAAGGCCCCGUAG